Molecule: messenger RNA, 1103 nt
Organism: Elaeis guineensis (African oil palm)
Lineage: Eukaryota; Viridiplantae; Streptophyta; Magnoliopsida; Arecales; Arecaceae
Source: RefSeq, a predicted model, not a curated record
UUUAGCAAAAACCACCAAAACCUCCACCUCGUCGCCGUUGCCAGCUUCCCAUGCACCCACCUAGCCGAAUGCUAGCUUAUUGAGGUCGCCGUGGAGGUGGUAGUGGUGGUGGUGGUGGGGGCCCAUGGACGUCGGCGGGACCCCUCCGGCAGGCAAACGGAGGGUCAUGGUCAUCGCCGACCCUGGCCGGGAGUCGGCCGGAGCGCUCGAGUGGGCCCUCUAUCAUGCGGUGCUCGAGCACGACGAGAUCGUCCUCCUCCAUGUCGAGCCUCCCAACGGUCGGCGCGGCGCCUUCUCGACGUUCCUCCGACGGCCUUCUUCGGUGGCCCCCAGCUCCCCCGCCGGCUCUGCUGCCGGCUCCGCCGAGUGCGGCGGUGGGGACUACGAGUUCCUUGAUGCAAUGAGGGCGGCGUGCAAGGCAGCACAACCAAAGGUGAAGGUGCAGAUAGAGAGGGUGGAGACGGAGGCUAAGGAUAAGGCCACGACUAUUCUCAUGCAGGCUAAUUUGCUUAGGGUUGAUCUCCUCGUCAUUGGCCAGCGUCGCAACCAGUCAACUUUCUUGGGGUACAAGCUAGGGGGAAGGACUGGAAGCACGUCAAACAAAGGGAUGGACCCUGCGGAGUUCCUGAUCGAAAACAGCAAGUGCCUGUGCGUUGGAGUUCAAAAGAAGGGUCAAAACGCAGGCUACCUCCUAAACACCAAGACCCAUAAGAACUUCUGGCUUCUUGCUUAGAUGUAGCCCCUCUCUCUCUUGCCCCCCCUCCUUCUCUUUUAUUGGUUGAGAGCUGAAUGGUCUUUUGAUGGAAGAUCUGGUGCCCCUUGUCAGAGAACUGUACAUAUAUUUUGAUGGGCUUCUUUGAGUUAAGAAGACGACAAUAUAGGCGAAGGGGAAAAAAAGAAAAGAAAAAGGGAGAACCAUAAGAAACCUGGAGGUCUAGGGAGGCCAAGGUUUAAAUGUUGUUUCUGUCUAUCUCUGAAUUAUUUUCUUGUGAAAAUGCUAUCUUGUUUCUAUCUUUAUACCAGCGGUUGGCAUGUAAUCAGAAUAAUAUGUAUUUUUGUCGAUUAGUAUAUUAUUAUUAGUAUUCUUUUUCGACAUUGAAAUA